Molecule: messenger RNA, 393 nt
Organism: Coniophora puteana RWD-64-598 SS2
Lineage: Eukaryota; Fungi; Basidiomycota; Agaricomycetes; Boletales; Coniophoraceae
Product: plant expansin
Exons: 3
Coding region: 1-393 (130 amino acids)
Source: RefSeq, a predicted model, not a curated record
AUGUACUCCCCCAUCGCACUUUUAUACCUCUUCCUUGCCCCUCCGGCUGUGCUCGCUUCCGGUGGGCUGGCCACAUCCAACGAGACAAGCCUCACGAAGCGCGUCGACCACGACGACCAGCGCAUGACCUGGUUCGACGUUGGCCUCGGCGCAUGCGGGCAGAUCAGCACUCCCGAUCAACACAUCUACGGCACCGGCAAGUUCUGUGGCCGGGAGAUCACCAUCUCCUCCGGCGGGAAAAAUACGACCGCCAUCGUUGUCGACAGCUGUCCCGGCUGUCCCCAGUACGGCCUCGACCUCUCCGUGGGCCUCUUCGGGUUCUUCGCGCCCACCAGUGACGGAGUCAUAUACGGCGACUGGCACUUCGACUGGGUGGGAUUCGUGCCGGAAUGA